AUGAAAGACACGUCCGACAGCACUUCAAUCGACUCGACCCUGACAGCCUUGGACAACUAUGUCCUGCUGGGCAACUCUGGACUGCGAGUCAGUCCUCUCUGUCUCGGAGCCAUGACCUUUGGCGAAGAAUGGGUAACCUUCACCGAUGGCUUUGGAAGCAACAAGGAGGCAUCCAAGAAGAUUUUUGACAGCUACCACGAAAAGGGUGGCAACUUUUACGAUACAGCCAACAUUUACACCAACGGCGACUCGGAGCGCUUCUUGGGCGAGUACAUUGCAGACAAGAGGAGCGAGUGCGUUAUUGCGACAAAGUACUCCAUUAACCCUUCGUCUACCGAGGCCUUGGCUGGUCGUUUUUCCCGUCCCAACCCCAACGCAGGCGGUAACCACAGGAAGAACUUGGUCGAGUCGCUGGAUGCCAGUUUGAAGCGAAUGGGAACAGGAUAUGUCGACAUUCUGUAUGUACAUUUGUGGGAGUACAGGACCCCUGUUCGUGAGGUCAUGCGAGCAUUGGAUGACACUGUUCGGUCUGGCAAGGCUUUAUAUGUGGCUGUCAGCGACACACCCAGCUGGGUCGUCUCCUCUGCAAAUACAAUGGCAGAACUGCGUGGAUUGACACCAUUUAUUGGAUUCCAGACCCGCUACAACCUUCUCAAUCGAUCACUCGAAUCUGACAUCCAACCCAUGUCUGCCGAACACGGUCUCGGUAUCGUCCCCUGGUCCAUCCUCGCCGAGGGCUUCCUGUCCGGAAAACACACCAAGGAGCAAGCGACCAAAGUCGAGAGCAAGCGCAAGGGCCAAGUCCAGACACACUUCAAGCGACCCGAGAACUGGAAGAUCCUGGAGGAGGUCAAGGAGAUAGCCAAGGAAUGCAACAGAACUCCCGCCCAGGUGGCUGUCAACUGGACGCUUCAGAAGCCCGGUAUUACUUCGCCCUUGAUCGGUGUGCGGACCUUGGAGCAAUUGGAUGAUAAUCUGGGUGCGCUCGAGUUUACGCUUUCUCCGGAGCAGAUGGCGAGGUUGGAUAGGGUGAGUAACCCGAAGGAGUGGCCGUUCCCGCAGGAUGUUGUGCGUAAUUUGGACAAGUUUACGGGAGUUGGGAUUGAGAUUGAGAUGCCGGAGAGGUAUAAGGCUGUCCAGGGUCUGCUUACCAGCAAGAUCUAA
This is a messenger RNA of Linnemannia hyalina, 1164 nucleotides long. Lineage: Eukaryota; Fungi; Mortierellomycota; Mortierellomycetes; Mortierellales; Mortierellaceae. The record is from the annotation of a GenBank genome assembly.